GAGCCGGCGGAGCUAGCCAGCUUUAACCUUAACACACAUCCACCGUGCACGCCAUGAUUUGAGGGCUGCAAAAGCGAAACGGCUGGCGAUAGCGCGAGAGAGAGAGUCGAGGAGAGGGGAACCGAAGUGGGAGCUGCCUCAAAUUGUCCGAAGGGGCAGCAUUUCUCCAUCUAGUUCCGGUUGCUCUACGCUGUAUGCCAUUUGGAACAGCAACAAUAGGUUGCCACCAUUUAGACAAGAGGAAUAUACUUCCAACAGACUUACUCUCUCCCUCUCUCUCUCUGUCUUUCUUCCUCUCUCUUUUUUUUAAUGCAAGAUAAACAUGAGCUCCUAUUUUGUUAACCCUCUUUUCUCCAAGUACAAAGGUGGCGAGACGUUAGAGCCAACUUAUUACGACUGCAGGUUCCCACAGAGCGUUGCACGGAGCCACACGCUGGUUUACGGGCAUGGAGCAGCCGCGCCGGGCUUCCAGCACCCGUCCCAUCACGUACAGGACUUUUUCCAUCACGGUACUACGGGCAUUUCCAACCCCGGCUACCAGCAGAACCCCUGCGCCUUGGCGUGUCACGGAGACGCGACGAAAUUUUAUGGAUACGAAGCUCUUCCGAGGCAAUCGCUUUAUGGUACCCAGCAAGAGGCGAGCUUAGCGCAGUACCCAGACUGUAAAUCGUCCAGUAGCUCUAACCCUGGAGAAGGACAAGGCCACUUAAAUCAGAAUACCUCUCCCAGCCUCAUGUUCCCAUGGAUGCGACCCCACGCCCCUGGGAGACGCAAUGGAAGGCAGACGUACAGCCGCUACCAGACUCUCGAGCUGGAGAAGGAGUUUCUCUUCAAUCCGUACCUCACGCGCAAACGGCGGAUCGAAGUGUCCCACGCGCUGAGCUUGACCGAACGGCAGGUGAAGAUCUGGUUUCAAAACCGGCGAAUGAAGUGGAAAAAGGAGAAUAACAAAGACAAGUUUCCAGGCCAGAGGGGAGAGGCAGAGGCCGAGGCAGAGGCCGAGGAAGAGGGAAACGAGGACGGGGAGGCGGAAGAAGCAGAAGAAAAGGAAACGGAAGAGAAAGAGGAAAGCAAGGAGUGAUUUUAUGGUCUUUUUAUGGUUAUAUGGCAGAAAUAGAAGAGGUUUCAAGGAUGGCCAAUGAAAGAGACGACCCGCCAAACAGUUGGGUCAAAAAGUGAGAAAAAAGCCCACAGACAUCAGUCUCCUCAUAAAAGCACUCUCAAUCAACCCAGAAAAAAGCUCUUCUACCGCCGCUCGAGAAAUUUUACCAUUAAGGGGGGAAAUGAUAAAAUUAUGUUUUUGCUGUUAUCAGAGUAGGUUAACAGAAAUGUUGAGCCAUCGUUUAAUUUGGGAGUCUAAAAGGCAUGAAACUUGGUUAUCGGAGUCACUUGCAUUUCAUACUUGGCCGGAAGUUGUGAAUAAUAAAAUGUGACUAAAAUAGCCACUAGUAGCAACCAGCUCACACCAAGACGUCGUGAAAUACUGGCAUUAGGACGUUUCCACAGACUGUGUUGGUCUUGUAUAUAGAACUAGUCACAAUGUUUUGAUAUCCCUCUGAUAUCGACAUGACCGGAGAAUAGAAAACUAGCCGGUGUCUCGGUAAAAAAAAUGUUACUCCAGUAAUCUUGAGAAUAUGGAAAUGUCUCAUUAGUGCCAUUUUAUUGAAAACGGCAUUGACAAGUGUAGUAAUAUGUAUUCUGAAUUUCGCAUUCUAUCGAUUAGUACGUGUAGUUUAUUAUUACGCUUUGUGAUGAAAACGAGCAAGAUUACAUUUUGUAAUUCUUUGAUUAUUUUAUUGGGAUCACAGAGAUUGCAAUCGUUUGAAAAUCUCGAAAGAAGCUACCUAAUCAUGGGGAAUUUGCAAUAUAGAUUUCUACCUAAAGAUUUCCUAAAAAAUCUUCUUUUCUAGCGUAUUAAAACUUAAGUUAUAUGAUUUACCCUUUGAACACUUAACGUUGUUUAUCGAACGUUUGAAGUCUUCAGAAGACUUUAGCGAGCUCAGAGCCAAGCUAACAGUUUCAAGAGAUUGUACCACGGCACUACCUAACUAGACAAAGCUUUGCCCAUAAGAAAGGGUUUAUCCUCCAUAUCACAGAGCUGCUUUGUUUAAUAAGAAAGAAGAACAAUUAAUAAGAAGAAUAAGAACACAGUUUUCCCCCAACAACUUAAACUGCCUACGGUGAACGCACAUUUGUGUGUAGAUGACCAUACUUGCUACAAUAACUACCCUACUUUACUAAAAUGAAAUGUUGUUAUUUUAUCGUGCUGGUGUUAUAGCGUAGAUUUUAAAUUGCACUGAGUAUAACCUUCAUGUACGUCUUGUAAUAUCUUGCUGUUAUCAAUAUGCUCGUUUUUGCUGUUCCUCAUGUGAAUAUAGACAGAACUGUGUGUGUACAUGCCAUUGUUGUUGACAUCAACAGAAGAAUAAACAUGAUGGCACAUUCUCCUGCUUCUCA
Pygocentrus nattereri (red-bellied piranha) is the source of this 2457-nucleotide messenger RNA. It is a transcript of the gene hoxc8a, whose product is annotated as homeobox C8a. The record is from RefSeq and is a predicted model, not a curated record. Gene Ontology annotation, cellular component: nucleus. The transcript is spliced from 2 exons. The coding region runs from base 323 to 1081 and encodes 252 amino acids. Gene Ontology annotation, molecular function: DNA-binding transcription factor activity, RNA polymerase II-specific; RNA polymerase II transcription regulatory region sequence-specific DNA binding. Gene Ontology annotation, biological process: regulation of transcription by RNA polymerase II. NCBI's taxonomy places the organism in Eukaryota, Metazoa, Chordata, Actinopteri, Characiformes, Serrasalmidae.